UCACGAGGUGCAGCACGUGGAGGUGGAGCUGGUCGCCGCAUCGCCACCCUCGCCCGGCGCCCCGCCGGGCACCUCCCCACGCAUGGGCAUCAUCCGCCGCACCAUCAAGUACUCGGAGACGGACCUGGACGCCGUGCCCAUGCGCUGCUACCGGGAGACGGACCUGGACGAGGUGAUGCUGGCGGAGGAUGAGGAGGAGGAGGAGGAGGAGAGGAGGGGGGCGAUGACGACUCGGCGUUCGGGAGUGAGCGGAGCGUGCUGGGCACCUCGGGCGGACGGGGCGGACGGGGCCCCGGCGGCAGGAGGAGGGCGAAGGGGGUCGAGGAGGAGCCGCUGGAGGAGGAAGAGGAGGAGGGGGUGGUGA
This is a messenger RNA of Clupea harengus (Atlantic herring), 364 nucleotides long. RefSeq names its product PH and SEC7 domain-containing protein 1-like (gene psda). NCBI's taxonomy places the organism in Eukaryota, Metazoa, Chordata, Actinopteri, Clupeiformes, Clupeidae. The record is from RefSeq and is a predicted model, not a curated record. Bases 83 to 364 code for a protein of 93 amino acids. Gene Ontology annotation, molecular function: phospholipid binding; guanyl-nucleotide exchange factor activity; protein binding. The transcript has a single exon. Gene Ontology annotation, biological process: regulation of ARF protein signal transduction.